AUGGGAUCCAUCCCAUUUUGCGCCCUUCUUUGCUGCUUUACUAGCAUAGUAACAGCCAAUAUAUUUGAGUAUCAGACGGAUUCCCAACCAUUGCGUCCAUGCGAACUUCAGAGGGAAAAGGCUUUUUCAGCAGGGGAAGCCUAUGUUCCUCAGUGCUCAGAGGAUGGCCAGUUCAGGACAGUCCAGUGCAGUAGGAAUGGUCUCUCCUGUUGGUGUGUGGAUGAGAAUGGUAUUGAGGUACCUGGCAGCAAACAGAAUGGAUAUCCCAUAUCUUGCUUGUCCUUUUGCCAGCUGCAAAAGCAGAGGAUCUUGGUGAGCCGAUACAUCAACAGCAGCAGCAUCUCCUACAUCCCUCAGUGCCUGGAUUCAGGGGCUUUUGAUGAGGUGCAGUGUGACAUGGAGCUGGGGCAGUGCUGGUGUGUAGAUCCAGAAGGAAUGGAGAUUUAUGGCACCAGGCAAAGAGGAAAGCCAGCACGGUGUCCAGGGAACUGUGAGAUCCGAGACCGCCGCAUUCUGCACGGGUUUGGGGAGAAGAGCCCACCACAGUGCUCAGCAGAUGGAGAGUUUCUGCCUGUCCAGUGCAAGUUUGUCAACACAACAGACAUGAUGUUUUUUGAUCUCGUUCAUGGUUACAACAGGCUCCCAAGGGCUUUCCAGGCGUUCAGCUCCUUGCGGGAGAAGUUCCCAGAGAUCUCUGGGUACUGUCACUGUGUGGACAGCCUGGGGAGGGAGUUGGCAGACACUGGCUUGGAGCUACUGCUUGAUGAGGUUUACGACACAGUUUUCUCCGUGGCAGAGCCUGCCCGCAGGUUCUCGGAGACCAGCGUCUAUCGGAUCCUCCGGAGGCGGUUCCUGGCAGUGCAGCUGGCCACCUCUGGCAAGUUCAGGUGCCCCUCGAGGUGCGAGGCUGAGCGUUUCACUGCCCUGCGCUACCAGCACCCCUUCGUGCCGUCCUGCGCCGCCGACGGGGGCUACGAGCCACUACAGUGCCAGCAGGGGGGACAGUGCUGGUGUGUGGACACCAAGGGCCAGGAGGUCCCAGGCACAAAGAGGCGAGGACAACCCCCGGCCUGUGGUGAAGAACAAGGGUGCAUCUCUGAGAGGCGGCGGGCCUUGAUGAGGCUCUUUUAUGGCCCUGCUGGGUACUUCAGUCAGUCCAGUUUGUUCUCCACUCCAGAUAAGCAGACGGAAAAAACAGCUGGCUUUUCAAGACCCUGCCCUCCUUCCUUCAAGGAGCUGUUUCUGGACUCUGGAUUGUCAUCCCCAGUUGCACAAAGCCCAUAUUUCAGCCAGACUUCUGGAUUAGAAACUACCCUUAGUGAAGCCAUCUCAGGGAUGUUCCCGUCAAGGGAGCUGGCUCAAGUGGCACUGCAAUUUACCGCCAAUCCAAAGCGUUUCCAAGAAAAUCUCUUUGGAGGGAGGUUCUUGAAGAAUUUGAUCCAGUUUAACUUCACAGGGGCACUUGGCACUAGUGGGAAAUACAGCAUUGGCCAGUUUUUCCAACAGGAGGAUGUGUCAGAGAGGAAUAACAGCCAAAGCCCUCUGGAAUCAGCUGAGGCAUUUUCACUGGAGGUAUCAAAGGGGAGUUCCAUUUUGAGUAAACCUCUUGUAGGCAGCUUUGGCCGCACAGUAACUCUACAGGACAAUCAGAACAUGGUGAAAUUCCUUUCCUCUGUUCUGGAACUACCAGAGUUCUUUACUUUUCUUCAACAAGUGAUUUCUGUCCCCAAAAACGUUGCUGAAGAUUUAGGUGAAGUGGUGAAACUAGCAUUGGGAUCCAGAGACUGUGGUGAGGAGCCAAGGGAUCUGUUUGUUCCAACGUGCACCGAGGAGGGGAGGUAUGAAGAAGUUCAGUGCUAUGCAGGAGAGUGCUGGUGCUUGGACACUUCAGGUAAGGAAAUUCCAGGCUCAAGACUUCAAGGCAAAUGUCCAAGGUGUCCCACUGAUUGUGAGAAGCAAAGGAGAAACCUGCAAAACCUGAAACAAAGUCUGCCUGCGGGAUCAGACCUUUUUAUUCCCUCUUGUACCGAGGAUGGAGACUUUCUACCACUCCAGUGUUAUGGGACAAAUUGCUUCUGUGUUGAUUUGAAUGGCAAGACUGUUCCAGGAAUAAAGGGAAAAGCUGGAAAACCAAUGCAGUGCCCGAGUGCUUGCCAAGUAACAGCUGGUCAGGAGUUUCUAAAGGCUGUGAAGCUGCUGUUGUCAGAGCCGAGCGCUGUGUCUCAGCUGUCCAGCAUUUACCUCCCACAGUGUGAUGCAGAGGGCGCCUGGAGGCAGGUGCAGUGCAGUGGCCCUCCCGAGCAGGCCUUCGAGUGGUACGAAAGGUGGAUUGCAGAGAACAACGAGGGCAAACCCCUGCCCAUUGCUGAUCUGUUGAGCAUCAUAGCUGGAUAUAAAGAGGCAUCAUCUAAAGGCUUUUCAGCUUUUGUUCAAGCUUUGUAUGAGGCUGAGCACCAGAAUGUCUUUCCCGCAUUUGCCAUGUACUCCUCCUUCACGGAUCUCCCACCUGAAGUGCUGGAGGGAAACUUGACCGUGGCAUCUCAGAACAUUUUGCUGGAUCCAUAUAUUUUCUGGCAGCUUCUGAAUGAGCAGCUGACAUAUUACCCAGGACCCUAUACUGAUUUCAGUGCUCCAUUAGGCCACUUUGAACUUCGUGAUUGCUGGUGUGUUGAUAGCAAAGGAGAAGAGCUGCAAGGAACAAAGGCAGGAGUGAAUCAGGUUCCUGCAUGUCCUGGUAUAUGUGAAGGUGUGAGGCAGAAAGCCAUGAAAUUUAUGGAGGAGGCAGAGCAGCUCAUCUUAGCCUCAAAUGAGUCCCGCUUUGCUUUUGGAGAGAGCUUCUUGAUGGCAAAAGGGAUACAACUCACAGACAGGGACCUCCUGCGCUCUGCUCGGCCCUAUGAGCCACAGGCACUGAUCUCCCAAAAGCUGCUCUCAGGCAGUGACUCUGCUCUCCAGCUGGCUGCCUGGUCAGUCCUGCACUUCUAUUGGCAGACUCACUUUUCUUCAAAAGGUUCUGCUGGGGAAGCAGCACAGCUGGGAUUUCUCCCUUACAUCCCACAGUGUGAUGGCCUGGGAAACUGGGAGCCAACUCAGUGCUAUGAGAGCACAGGUCAUUGCUGGUGCGUGGAUGAGAGAGGACGUUAUGUCAUGGAUUCCUUGGUCUCACGCUCAGCAGAACUUCCCAAAUGCCAGACUUCAUGCCAGCGAUCUCAAACCAAUGCAUUAAUUUCCAGCUGGAGACAGAGUGGCUCAAACCUGGAUGUGUCUGCAGCUGAUCUGUUCAUCCCCGCCUGCCUUGAGACAGGAGAAUACUCUAUGCUACAGAGAUCCGACACAGGUAUUUGGUGUGUGGAUCCUGCGUCAGGAGAAGUAUUUCAGCGUGGCAGCAAGGCCUUGGAUGGCAAUCCCGAGUGUCCCAGUUACUGUAAUGUGCUGAAGUCUAAAACUGUUUCACGAGAUGCUGCCAAAGGGUACAUCCCCCAGUGUGAGGGGGAGGACGAGAGUUUCUCGCCUGUGCAGUGCAGCCAGGACCAGGAGAGCUGCUGGUGUGUCUUUGGCAACGGAGAGGAGGUGCCAGGGACACGAGUGAGCGGAGGGAGACCAGCAUGUGCAAGUCCGCUGUGUGCUCUGCCCUUCGGUGCCUCAUCUGUUCCCAACGGAGCUGUAUUUUGUGAAAAUGUUUCUGGACAAGCUCCAGGAGUCCAGCAGUGCCAGCUGUUGUGUCGUCAGGGCUUCCACAGCGCCUCUUCCAGCACCUCCUUCCAGUGUGACGUGCAGCAGCGGCGGUGGGUCCAGGCUGCCCCGCUCCUCCAGGCCUGCCAGAAGCUCCAACUAUUUCAGACAGUCCAAGCUCAAACACACUUCCAGCUACUCCUGCCUCCUGAGAAGACAUGUAGUUCUGACUACUCUGGAUUACUCCAGGCAUUCCAGAUAUUUAUUUUAGAUGAGUUGAAGGCUCGUGGUUUAUGUCACCUCCAGGUAAAUGCAUUUGGGAGUACUGGCUCAGUUUCUGUCUGUGAUGAUUCCACUGUCUAUGUUGAAUGCCUGAGCACGGACCGCCUGGGAGUGAAUGUCACGUGGAGGACUCAGCUGGAAAACAUCCCGACAGCUUCUCUCCCUGACUUACAUGAUAUUGAAAAUGCAAUUGUUGGGGAAAAUCUCAUUGGAGCAUUUAUAAAAGAGAUUAAGGAUGGUGUUUUUCUGCUGCAUUUGGACUCCAAGCAGUUCUUAGCAGAUUCUGUAAUUGAUUUUCCCCGGGAUGAAGAGUUUGAUCUGUCUCCACGUGUGCAGCUGGGAUGCAGAAGCGGGUUUAGAAGGAUUUCAUCUCCAGGGAAAGCAGUCCCAAACUCGCAAGGGUGUGUUGUUUGUCCUCCAGGCAGUCAUUUCCAGGACAAUGAAUGCAUUCCCUGCCCUCUUGGCUACUAUCAGGAGCAGACAGGACGUUCCUCCUGUAUCGAGUGUCCUGUGGGCAAAACUACCAACUCCUAUGGGGCAAUCAGUACUGAUCACUGUAUCACAUACUGUCAGAGCAAUGAGCAGGGGCUGCAGUGUGAUGAAGAUGGUCAGUACAGACCUUCCCAGAAAGACCCUGACACUAAGAAAUACUUCUGUGUCAAUAACUUUGGAGCAGCACUGGACUGGACUGGAACCGAGAAUCUCCUUACAGAUGACCAGUGCAUGGUGCUCAGAAAAUUUGAGAGAGUUCUUGCCUCCCACCUCAUUUAUGGAUCAGAAGAAGCUCAAAUUCUUCAGUCUCAGUCAUUUGGAGGAGACAUGCAAAGUGCAUAUUUUCAGUGCAUUUCAGGCUGCGAGAGGGAAGAUGCAUGUGGCUUUGCAACUGUAACUCCUGCUGGCACUGAAGUUCUCUGUGAAUUAUACAGUGCUGCUGAAGUCAACUUCAACUGCACCACCUCUGGAUUGGUACAAGGUGUUUUGGGGAACCCUUCUGCCACUGGCGUUGGUGGCCUCAGCUGCCUGCUUCGUAUCAGGAAUCCAGAAGGAGAUGCACUGAUGGUCUAUUUGAAGAGAGGACAGGAGUUUAACUCGUCUGGACUCAAGGCCUUUGAGAGGACGGGUUUUCAGAACGUGCUGUCAGGCGUGUACCACUCCGUGGUGCUCCCGGCAGCCGUGGCGUCGCUGACGGACGCUCAGCUCCUGUGCCGGCAGCUCUGCACUGGGGACUCCUGCUGCGACGGCUUCAUCCUGAGCCACACUGCCCUGGGGAGAGGUACCAUUCUGUGCAGUUUGCUGAGCUCCCCAGAUGUGCUGAUCUGCGAUGGAAGUGUCUGGAAUCCAACACCAACCUCUGUCAUAGGUGGAAUAUGUAAUGGUGUGAGCUAUGACGAAAAGGAGAAGAUGUUUUCCUUCACUCUGGGAGGACAAGUGUUCAGUGGAACUUCUGAGUUGGUGAAAGAGGCAGAAAGAAAUUUUACAACCUUUCAGCAAGUUUACCUGUGGAGAGAUUCUGAUAUGGCCACCCAGACUAAAACCUCUGAGUGUGGUGCUUCUGCUGCUUUGGAGACAGAGAAUGAUUUGGCAUUGUCAGAUUCCACAAAGGAUCUUUUCUACCUAAUGGACAACAGCCAGAUACAAAGUGACCAGAACUAUUCUCUCCCUUAUCAGCAGUACUGGAUCUUCAGUCAAAAAUACUCAGCUGAGGAAGCUGUGCUUUGGUGUCUCACACGCUGCGCUCAGGAAGAUGAGUUUUGUCGGAUGGCAGAUCUUCAAAACACCACAGACAAAUACUUUGUGUGUACCCUCUAUCCAGAGGCACAGAUUUGUGACAGCAGCAUUGAUCAAACACCAGGGAACUGUCCAACUGUGCUGCCCCGGCAACCGCAGACCCUGUAUCGUAAAAUAGUCACUCUUCAAAGUUCUGUAAAGAGCUUCUACACACGUGUACCAUUCCAGAAAGUAACAGGAAUCUCAGUGAGGAAUACAACUGACAUGAGCAGAAAAGCUGUUUCAGAUGGGUUUUUUGAGUGUGAGCGUUGGUGUGAUGCUGACCCCUGUUGCACAGGAUUUGGCUUUUUUAAUAACUCCCAGCUGUCAGGUGGAAAGAUCGUGUGCGUGACUCUGAACAGCCUUGGAAUCCAGACAUGUGCUGAGGAAACAAGAAGUGCUUGGCACAUUUCAAACUGUAAUUCUCCAGAUGCUGAAGUCAGAAUACACCCAUUUGGCUGGUAUCAGAAGCCUGCUGACUUGAAGAGCACCAUGCCUGACCUCUGCCCACCUGUUAGUUUACCUCUCAGGCCAGAAAGUGAUCUUUUGGAUGUAUGGGAACCCUUAAAUGUGUCCUCUGUUGUCGUGGAUUCAUCCAUCUCAAACUUUGAAGUUGUGCAAGUUAGUAGAGACAUAUCCAAUGACUUCUCCGCUGCCAGAGACUUUUGCCUGUAUGCUUGUUCAAAGAACCAGUCAUGUACAGUGGUUACACUGGAAAUCCAGCCUUCAGCAAUAAGGUGCGUUUUCUACCCUGACACGCAGAUCUGCACACACGGCCUGCAAGGGCACAGCUGCCGGGUUUUACUCAAAGAACCUGCCACCUACAUCUACAAGAGACAAGAUUUAUUCCUGCCCAUUUCUGAAUCGGAUUUGACCCCAUCUGUGUACAUCCCAUCCCAUGGAGAUCUGGUGGGCAAAUCCCAGGUGAUCCGCAUUGGCUCGGAAUGGAGAAAUAUCAGCCAGUUCCUGGGGGUCCCAUACGCUGCCCCUCCCCUUGCAGAGAGGCGCUUCAGUCCCCCAGAACCUUCUGCUUGGGUGGAAACCUGGAAUGCCACAGUGGCUCGGGCAGCGUGUUGGCAACCAGGAGAUGGAGAGGCCCCGUCACAGUCUGUCAGUGAAGACUGCCUGUAUCUGAACAUCUUUGUUCCUGCCACCUCUGUCAGAAACAUGUCAGUGUUGCUGUUCUUCCACAAUGGAGGGAGUUACAAUGCUGAGGAGGGAAAGACAACCCUGGAUGGAUCCUACCUCGCUGCCAUUGGUAACAUCAUUGUCGUGACAGCAAACUACCGGGUCGGUGUUUUUGGCUUCCUUAGUACUGGUUCUGCUGAGGCGAGUGGGAAUGCUGGCCUUUUGGAUCAGCUGGCAGCUUUGAAGUGGGUGCAGCAGAACAUUGCUGGCUUUGGAGGAGACCCCAGCAGGGUUUCUUUGGGAGCUGACCGUGGUGGGGCAGACAUCACCAGCAUUCACCUGCUCACAGAGACAGCAGAUACUGACCUUUUCAGGAGGGUGCUGUUGAUGGGAGGUUCAGCUUUUUCUCCAGCAUCCAUUAUUACUACAAGAAGAGCACAGACCCAAGCAGCAGUCCUGGCUGAAGAUGUGGGAUGCCCUUCAUCCACCAGUGAGGAAAUUGUAGCCUGCCUCCGCCAGUUGCCUGCUCGUGUCCUCAAUGAUGCACAGACUAAGCUGCUAGCUAUAAGUGGCCCAUUCCAGUACUGGGGGCCAGUGGUGGAUGGAAUUUACCUGCGGGAACCUUUAGCCAAAGCCCUGCGGCGCCCUCAGCUUCGGAAGGUAGAUCUGCUCAUUGGAAGUGCUCAGCAAGAUGGGCUCAUCAGCAGAGCUAAGGCAAUUAAGAAAUUUGAAGAAAGUCAAGGAAGAGCCAACAGCAAAACAGCCUUUUAUCAGGCUCUGCAAAAUUCUCUAGGAGGAGAAGAGUCCAACUCGUUCAUUGAAGAUGCAGCAACGUGGUAUUACUCCCUCGAACACUCAACUGAUGAUUAUUCAUCCUUUUCCAGGGCUUUGGAAAAUGCCACCCGUGACCAGUUUAUCACAUGUCCCAUCAUAAACAUGGCCAGUUACUGGGCUGCUGCCUCGCGAGGAAAUGUCUUCAUGUACCACGUACCUGAGAGCUCCUCACAGAGCAGCUCAGGUCAGGAGCUCUUGCUGGAUGUUCAGUAUGCAUUUGGUCUUCCAUUCUACCCGAAGUAUGAACAGCAAUUUACUCCGGAAGAAAAGGGCCUUUCCUUGCGAAUUAUGCAGUAUAUCUCCAAUUUUGUAAACUCUGGAAAUCCAAACUACCUUCAUAGCUUCUCGAGGAGGAUGUUGGGGGUGAUGCCCCUCUGGCCUAUGUAUCUGUCAAGUGAUGAUGGUGAUAACUACAAGGAGUUCACUGUUUCUUUACCAACUCUUAAAGGAUUGAAAAAAGCAGACUGUUCCUUUUGGUCUGAUUAUAUCAGAAGGCUGAAAGCAUCCACAGGAAGUCCAAGUGAUGGAGACUCAUCUGGUGAAAACAGCCCUAGUGAAGCUCCCAGUGAAGGACUUACCUCCCUGGAGAGCCAGCCCCUGGGAGACAAGGUGUCUUACAGCAGAUAGGAAAUCACAGUGUUAUCAGAUGGGUUUGUCACAUGUUGUACAUCCACACAAACAUCUCACACCAGAUGAUCGAGCUGCUUCCUCUAGUUAACUUUCUGAACAAGUAAAGUAGGCCUCUCAAUGAAGUAGUUUUUCAAGAAAAUUGGUGAAUAUGGCACAAAAUAAGCACUACAGCUAUUG
Myiozetetes cayanensis is the source of this 8490-nucleotide messenger RNA. RefSeq names its product thyroglobulin (gene TG). Lineage: Eukaryota; Metazoa; Chordata; Aves; Passeriformes; Tyrannidae. The record is from RefSeq and is a predicted model, not a curated record. Gene Ontology annotation, biological process: thyroid hormone generation.